Molecule: messenger RNA, 1341 nt
Organism: Colletotrichum godetiae
Lineage: Eukaryota; Fungi; Ascomycota; Sordariomycetes; Glomerellales; Glomerellaceae
Product: NRDE protein-domain-containing protein
Exons: 1
Coding region: 1-1056 (351 amino acids)
Biological process (GO): Golgi organization; protein secretion
Cellular component (GO): Golgi apparatus
Source: RefSeq, a predicted model, not a curated record
AUGUGCAUCGUUCUACUCACUACCACCCACCCGGACUAUGCCCUCAUCGUUGUCGACAACCGGGACGAGUUUAUCCUCCGCCCAACGUCCCGCCCGCACUGGUGGACUCAUCCUUCCGGCGCCACUGUCCUCUCUGCCCGCGACCUUCAAAGAGCGGAGAAGGGCACCUGGCUCGGCAUCACCAAGACCGGCCAACUCGCAGUCCUCACCAACUACCGCGAGACAGAUAUACAGGAUGCCAACCACCCCAUUCACGCUGCCCGCAGCCGCGGAGGCAUGGUCACCGCCUGGCUGGGAUUCGAUCCCGCAGAGCCCGCCCCAACAUCGGUCAAUCAUCUCGUCAAGGAUGGGGGUGUGAAGGGCGUCGGCGGUUUCUCCAUGGUGGCUGGCAAACUGAAGCGAAAGCGUGGUACCGACGAAAAGCCUGAACAUGCGCUCGAGGGCAUCGCCAUUAUCUCCAAUCGGUGUGACGAACUGCAAGACGUACCGUGGAUCGGAGAGCAGCGAGGUGAGGUUUACGGUCUCAGCAACACCGUGUACGAUGAUCCUAAGCCGUGGCCCAAGGUUGAGAAUGGAAAACGUUUGAUCAAGGAGGCCAUCCAGGAAGCUGUCUCGAACAAUUUGGACGAGGAUGCUCUAGCUGAGCGCCUGUUCAAAGUCCUGGACACCGAUACGCUGCCCAAGCACCCAGAUAUGAGCUUGUCGGACUACAUCAAGGAGUUGAAGCAAUCCAUCUUCGUGCCGGCCCUGGGCGACGAGAGUCACCGCAAAGCCAUGGAAGAGGCAGUCUCCAGAGGCCCGGGUCAAUGGGCUACGGAUGACCAAAAGGCAGCCGAAGGCCUGCAGCUGGGUGAACGACCCGAUCCUCCUGCCCAAGGCACCAUGGGCUUCGAGGUGGGGUUGUACGGGACACAGCGGCAAACCAUCAUCAUGGUUGACUGGGAUGGCAACGUGACAUAUCGCGAGAGAGCAUUGUGGGACGGCAAUGGCAACGUUAUUAAAAGAGGCCAGGGUGACGAGGUAUUCAAGUUCAAGAUUGAGGGAUGGGAGAACUGAAGUGUCUGGCUCGCAUCGAGACGUUACUAGAUGUAAAGGGUCCUGCAUCAUCAAUGUCGGCGCUGGAAGUCGUUCUUGCCCUACGCAUCAUGACACGGCAUAGUUUAAUGAAGUAAAGAUUUAUGAGCACUUUUCAGCCACAGUGAGAGCGAUGAUUAGAGAGGGAAGUGACGCUUGGUAAACACACCAAGAUGCGGCAGAGGCUGCCUCCGCCACCUGUGGUGGCAUCAACAUCACGGCAGGGGCGUCAGGAGAACUUAACGAUGAUGGCAAUGAUAACAGAAC